AUGGUAGAGGAUGACGAUUUAACGCCAAAUCUUAUGUCAAACCAAAUGUGGAGCAGCAAUGGCGAGUUUGUGCCUCCUGACGGAAUAUGCUGGGUGUCUGUUCUGUCCUGUUUACUGCUUGCCUGCUCUUACGUUGGGAGCUUAUAUGUAUGGAGAAGUGACUUACCCAGGUAAGCCUCGUAUUUAUUCAAUUUCUUUACUUCCUUGAUUCGUAGAAAAUGCUGUAGUUAGCUAGCCUGUCGGCGCAUGCUAGGUGGUUGCUAGCUAAAUUAGGGAACUAACGUUAAAUAGCUAACAUGGCUUUCGUGCAGCAGUCAGGGGGCAAUUCCGGGAACAGAAUGACGCUGAUUUGUCACCUUAAAAUUUAUGCCAAACAAAAAUAAUUCCAAAGUUAAAGAAACCAUACAACUCUAUGCACAAGGACUACUUUUAACAACUUCCCCUGAACAUUUUACAAGAACAUUUACUUAAGAACAGUGCAGAUGUAAAGUUUCAUAACAGAAAAUGAAAGCAAAAAUCUCCCUCAGUUUAUGUGACCAAGGUUCCCAAAAAUAUCUACUCUGAAUUAAGAUUCAAAGAUGUAUCCAGAAAGAAUGGGGUGUCAGCUAUGAAAUGACAACUUGAGUUUUAAAAACUAUUUUGGUUAUAUACUACAUUAAGUGAAGUGGAUUAACACCUGAUAACAGACAUGGGUCCCUGAACAGAAAUGCAUAAUUAUGGGUAUGUGAUGUAUAUCCCCCCCCCCCCCCCCCCCCCCCCACCCCAAACAAGAGCAAAUUUGGUUGGUACUGACCAAAUCUCAACCAGUCAUAGAUUUUCCAAUUUUCACUAGUUUGGACAUCAAAUCACAGUAGAGUACAGUACAGAACAGGUACACCAGAGUAGAGUUCAGUACAGAACAGUAUAGUUAAGUACAGUACAAUACAGUAAUUAUACUGUACUCUAGGGUGCUCUACUGUAUAGAACUGUACUGACCUAUAAUAUACUUUACUGUAAUGUACUAAACUCUACUGUACAAUACUGACCUAUAUGCUACUAUACUCCCGAGUGGCACAGCGGUCUAAGGCACAGCAUCUCAGUGCUAGAGGCGUCACUACAGACCCUGGUUCGAUUCCAGGCUGUAUCACAAUCCGGCCGUGAUUGGGAGUCCCAUAGGGCGGUGCACAAUUGGCCCAGCAUCGUCUGGGUUUGGCUGGGGUAGGCCGUCAUUGUAAAUAAGAAUUUGUUCUUAACUGACUUGCCUAGUUAAAUAAAGAUUAAAUAAAAAGAGUAAUACAAAAAUACUCUACUUUUAUUUUCUUUGCUGUACUGUAAUGUGCUAUCCAAACUUGUGAAACAUAGACAUCUAUGAUUGGUUCAGAUUUGGACUGAUCAAUGUAAGGUGUCAGUCGAUUCUUAGUGGUUGAGGAUGCUUAUUACAGUAAAUGGAAAGAGAGGGGGCUCAUGGGUAGGUGUCAGUAAGAGGUGAUAUUAACUGUAGAGAGAGACAGGGACAGAGACAGGACGGGGUUGUCCAGACUGUUUUCAGAAUUAUGAGCUGAACAUAACAGUAUGCCAGUGGAAGGGAGGACAGUAGCAGGUGACCCAACUGUGGUUUUUGACUACUAUCAUUUCCCAUUUUAGCCAAUUCAAUUGCAAUCAUUCUGUUAUGGAUUUUGUAACAGAAUGCCACAUUUUAAUCACUUAAUAAGUCAUAAACAAAAUUGAUAGUCAGUAAAAUACUAGUUGGUAGGUCUACCUUAACGUGUUACUUCUGUGAACUUUCAUUAUCCUCCCUCCUCAUGAGGGAGAGAAAUUAGAAAAUAUCUUAAAGAUGUGUUUUUUUUAAUAACAGUGACAAUACACAAGGCAAUAUUUCUUAAACGUAAAGAAGGCAAAUAAUUUCAGCAAAAUUAAAUAUCAAUGUUGAUAUUAGUUGGCAGGGGUCUUAACUUCAUUAUUCUGUUUUUAUGUAUUGAUAAUAGGCCUACCUUAAUACAUUUUCUGGUAGAUUUGAUCUAAGACCCCGGCUCCAUCUGUUUGACCAGAAAUCAAAGCCUUCGCUUCUUCCAUUAUUUGCUGGUAAAUUAGCAAGCAAGCAAACUCCUCUGGGUUUAUUUAUUUUGUUUCCUGCUGAACUGCAGUGUUCUUGCGCUAGCUUCUGGAGGGGUUUGUUGACAAAAUUUUAAUUUUGACACGUGUCUGCUUGUGUGUCCAUCACGUGCUUGCCCCCAGGGACCACCCGGCCGUUAUCAAGAGGCGAUUCACCAGUGUCCUGAUCGUAUCUGCCGUGUCGCCUGUCUUCGUGUGGGCAUGGAAAAUGUACACUGGUGUGAUGGUGAGUCUCUACACAGCACUAUCUCAGCUAUAGGCUGACUGCUGCUAUAGGCUGACUGCUAUACUGCCCUACAAAGGCUAAGUGCAGUAACUACGAAUUUGGUAAAAAUCUUUGAUCUGUUGUAAUCAAGGGAGAACAACCCUUCUCACUGAAGCCACGGAAGUUCAGGGCCGACCGCGGUAAUGCAGGCAUUGUUUGCAGAAAACAGGAUCCCCCAUAAUAGUGAAUGGGAAAAUUGCAAUCUUUGUGUAAAUAUAUCAUUUUAAGACAAUGAUGGUACCAAUAAUUGUUUCUAAUACACCUGAUGUAUGUCCUUGAACCGACUAUUAAAAAAUCGCAGAGAAGAAGUUCUAAGGAUAAUUUAGUUGAGAGGGGGCAACACUGAGCUAGCCAGCACCAUCAUAUCCUGGGUCUUUUCUCAAUUGGUUGCUCAACUCCUGCGUCCUCUCUGGCCUCAUUUUGAAAAAGGUCAAAGGUAAUCAAGGAGAUGCGUCAAGGAGAGGGAAAGUGGACUAAAAUGCGGUUGUAGGAAAUGAGACCCCUUCUCCAAUCGCGGGUCAUCGGGCAAAUUACGUUUACAGGGUGGAAUCCCAAAAUAAAUGUAUAAAGUGAUGUUUUUUUUUGUUGCUAGUUGUGCAAUACAUUUUAUAGAUAGAAAGAUAAGGAUAAUAUAAUGUUUAAAUGUUAGAGAAAACAAUAGCUGAUUCAAAGGGGAUGUGGCAGAUUUCAAAACUCGUCCACAAAGGACUCUGGUAGGAUACACUUGAGCUUCCUCGCCAAAAGGAGACUGUUUGCCUACUAAUGUAUUGACACUCUCGUCGACCACUUAUCGGUUUCCGGGUCACGGAGGAGAGAGGAUGGACUUUUUCCCAAAUGAGAAAAGGCCCUGGAGUAGCUCAAACUGUACAUGUUAUGUCUCCAUGAGACGCCAUCUUAACUGACUUCAUUUGGCUUCAAUGCGCUAUUGAGUCUUUACAUAGGAAUGAAUGGUGUCAUGUGAUCGAUGGCUUUGUACUUUCAUAUAUACAGUAAUUGAUUGUAAUGGCCAGGUAUAUUAUCUGAUUAAUGUGGUAUUUAGUUUCCUGACACAAGAACAAGCCAGUCGAUCAGAAUAUAUCAUGAAGUACCAGAAAUUGCUGCCUGUAUACUAGGGCUGUGCAACCCCCCCCCCCCCCCGUGACUAGACUAGCAGCCAUUGUCUCUCACUCCUCCCAGCUGCAGCAACCACCACAGAACAUCAGUGUUUAUUGCGCUGUCCAUGUUGCUGAAGCUGCAACAUAAUUACAGCCAUUUCUGACUGAGAAGUUCUGUUACUGAAAUCCCUCAUUUGUUUAGGAAAAACAUUCCCUAUUCCCUCAACCCUUGCUCUCAUGUAUGCAUCAUAUGCACGUGACCAAAGACCUAUUCGCACGGGACUAGUAUUACCAGAGAGUCUGUUGUAACAUUUUUUUUGUCAAGCCUUUAUUACAGCAAAGACUAAAAACAGUCGCAUUCAUUCGUGAAUGCAAUUUCCGAAAUGGAACUGUUUAUUUAUUGUUUAAGCUAAUUAUUCAACGCUCGCUUUAUUUUAUUUUAAAACUAAAAUGCUUGAUUACAUUUCAAAUCAUGAAUGACGCGUAUGCUGUGUGAUGACAUGAACGAAUGAAUGAUUGAUUGAUAUACAGUAGCCUAUAGAAGUAUUGAAACAAAGGCCUAAGUAAGUUACGGUAUUAAGACUAAACAGGAUAUGCUUUUAGGCCUACAGCUCGACUGUGGUUAUACAAGGCUACUCUACUAAGCCUACUAAUGAUAAUGACAUUACUUAUUAUUAUAAUAGUAAUAACAAUAAGAAGGAGAUCAAGAACAAGGAGCGUUAUUAUUGUAAAUAUAAUUUCCCCGACAAUUUGGAACAGUGUACACACUAAAUAAAUUAUAAAUAGAACAGCCUCUCUGGUAUUAACGAAUAAAAGUGUAAAGCCUUUAUUACACCAAAGCAAAGAUUAAAAACAGACGAAUUUGUGAAAUUGUUUACUUGUCAUGUCGUUGCGUUAGGCUUGGUGCUCACGGAAUCAGUAGGCUAUUAAACAAAGACUCAAACAGGCAACAGAAGCAGGAUCUGUCUUAUUUCUGUAGAUGUAUUGAUGGUUUAUAAAGCCAGGCACAUUUAAUAGUUAGGUUAUUGAUUAUAGACCUAAUCAAGUUUGGGUUUCCUCUCUUCUCACUUAGACAAUUAGGCAUGGGCUGUUUUCUCAUCUCCUCAUUCUGCUGCUGCCUCCGCCGCAUUGUUCUCAACACCAAUAUGCUGGUUAACUUUGCUAUUAUGCACAUAGCAACAUGGUCUUGGAAAGGCGCCAAUUCAACAGCGCGCUGAUGUGUUUCAGAGCCGUAGGACAGCGACCUCUAUCCAACGAGGGAGAAAGAGCAUUUGUUAUAAAAUAAUAUUAGUUUUAUUAGUGUUGCACCAUUGUUCUUAUGUAAUAUAACAUUUAACAUUUUAGUCAUUUAGCAGACGCUCUUAUCCAGAGCGACUUACAGUUAGUGAGUGCAUACAUACAUUUUUUUAUUUUUCAUACCCCCCGUGGGAAUCGAACCCACAACACUGGCGUUGCAAAUGCCAUGCUCUACCAACUGAGCUACAUCCCUGCUGGCCAUUCCCUCCCCUACCUGUAUAUAACCAUAUUCAAUUUCAGUAGCACGUCUUAGACUGAUGGACUGUGCCUUCCCCACACCCUCCACAGUGGAUCAGUCCACUUAGCACGAAUCAGACAUGUCUUGUACACCAUGGUAUAUAUAAAUAUAUAUAUAUAUAUUAGUCUUAAUUUUUUUUGCAACUGCUCGACUAAAGAAAUCUUGGUCGACCAACAGCCUAUCGACCAGUCGACUAAAUGGGGUCAGCCCUACUGUAUACACAGAAAAGUAUUUUGAAGUCAGAUUUUACAGUUUUCUUUACGUGCAGUAGUUUUUUUUUUACAAGCCAGUCGGUCAGAAUGUAUGUAUGUAUGUAUGUCUUGAAGUACCAGAAAUUGCUGUCCGUAUAUAGACAGGACAAUACUUUGAAAUGAUAUUUUACUGCACUUUACCUUUGUAGGGCAGUAUAGAUGACAAAGCUAAUGGUUAGUAAUGACAGAUGAGCCUGUGUUGAUGGUUUCAAGUGCCUUGGAAGAGCAGUCUGCUGUAGUUUUGUAUGGGGGAAGAAUGGGUUAUAUUAGCUAAUUGCAUCACAUUUCCCCACUGUAUUAGAAAAGGUAGAGCAGCUUACUACAAUUGAACCAUACAGAACAGCUGCACAUUAUGCCCAGCUUUCCAAGAAACCUGUUGCCCUGGCCUACAAUGGACUUGAUACAUUGUAACAGCAAUCCCACAUCUGGGUGAAUUCCCCCCCCCCCAUACACUUUUUAUCUGAAAUCCUCAUCACCCACUGAUUCACUUGUCAUAUAGCAGAUUUAAAUGUUUUGAGCUAGUAGUAUGUCAAUAUUUACUUCAGAAAUGAUACUGAACAACAAUAUUAACGCAACAUGUAAAACAUUGGUCCCAUGUUUCAUGAGCUGAAAUAAAAGAUCCCAGAAAUGUUCCAUACGCACAAAGCUUAUUUUCGCUCAGAUUUUGUGCACAUUUUUUACAUCCCUGUUAGUGAGCAUUUCUCCUUUGCCAUGAUAAUCCAUCCACCUGACAGGUGUGGCAUAUCAAGAAGCUGAUUAAACAUAAUGAUCUUUACACAUGCUGGGGAAAAUAAAAGGCCACUCUAAAAUGUGCAGUUUUGUCACACAGCACAAUGCCACAGAUGUUUUGAGGGAGCGUGUAAUUGGCAUGCUCACUGCAGGAAUGUCCACCAGAACUGUUGCCAGAGAAUUUAAUGUUCAUUUCUCUACCAUAAGCUGCCUCCAAUGCCGUUUUUGAGGCCUGCGUACUCACCAGACAUGUUUGGGAUGCUCUGGAUCGACAUGUACGACAGCGUGUUCCAGUUCCCGCCAAUAUCCAGCAACAUCGCACAGCCAUUGAAGAGGAGUGGGAUCACAAGCCACAAGCAACAGCCUGAUCAACUCUAUGCGAAGGAGAUGUGUUGCGCUGCAUGAGGCAAAUGGUGGUCAAACCAGUUACUGACUGGUUUUCUGAUCCACGUCCCUACCUUUUUUAAAGGUAUCUGUGACCAACAGAUGUGUAUCUGUAUUCCCAGUCAUGUGAAAUCCAUAGAUUAGGGCCUAAUUUACCUAUAAGAACUGUAACUCACUUUUAUAUUUUUGUUCAGCGUAACUAUGCCAUACAUAGCCUAUUAAUAUAACACAGCUUUGGAUUUCACCCAGUCUCAAAAGUGAAUUGUUUUUGCACUGACUGUUUUACAGUAUUUUACUGUGAACCUGGCAAUCGAAAAGCCCCAAUCAACAAGAUGUGAGUUGUGUCCACUCCGGCAGCCUACCCAGCUCCGCUACUAAAAUACAGUUUUCUACAGCGCAUUUGGUAACAAUUACCAAGCAAAUUACAUUGGUUGUCCCUCAAUUAAUAAAGCCUAUGAUUUGCCGUGCAGAUGUAGCCUACAAAUAUUGGCGCGAGCAGCUGCGUCUCUCGCACUGUUGGCACACACAGUAUCUGCGCAUGUGCACAGGUUCAUUCACACUGUUCACAGCGUUUUAGCCAGGGCACCAAAACAGUGGCGUAGUUGAGCAUCGCGCUUCAGUGCUCUUAGUUGUUGCAUCUUUUUUUAUUAAUUUUUUUAUUUCACCUUUAUUUAACCAGGUAAACCAGUUGAGAACAAGUUCUCAUUUACAACUGCGACCUGGCCAAGAUAAAGCAAAGCAGUGCGAUAAAAACAACAACACAGAGUUACAUAUGGGGUAAAACAAAACAAAGUCAAAAAAAAUACAACAGAAAUACAUAUAUAUACAGUGUGUGCAAAUUUAGCAAGUUAUGGAGGUAAGGCAAUAAAAUAGGCUGUAGUGCAAAGUAAUUACAAUUAGUAUUAACACUGGAAUGAUAGAUGUGCAAGAGAUGAUGUGCAAAUAGAGAUACUGGGCAACAAAUGAGCAAAAUAAAUAACAAUAUAGGGAUGAGGUAGUUGGGCGGGCUAAUUUCAGAUUGGCUGUGUACAGGUGCAGUGAUCGGUAAGGUGCUCUGACAACUGAUGCUUAAAGUUAGUGAGGGAGAUAAGUGUCUCCAGCUUCAGAGAUUUUUGCAAUUUGUUCCAGUCAUUGGCAGCAGAGAACUGGAAGGAAUUGCGGCCAAAGGAGGUGUUGGCUUUGGGGAUGACCAGUGAGAUAUACCCGCUGGAGCGCAGACUACGGGUGGGUGUUGCUAUGGUGACCAAUGAGCUAAGAUAAGGCGGGGAUUUGCCUAGCAGUGAUUUAUAGAUGGCCUGGAGCCAGUGGGUUUGGCGACGAAUAUGUAGUGAGGACCAGCCAACAAGAGCGUACAGGUCAUAGUGGUGGGUAGUAUAUGGGGCUUUGGAGACAAAACGGAUGGCACUGUGAUAGACUACAUCCAAUUUGCUGAGUAGAGUGUUGGAGGCUAUUUUGUAAAUGACAUCGCCGAAGUCAAGGAUCGGUAGGAUAGUCAGUUUUACGAGGGCAUGUUUGGCAGCAUGAGUGAAGGAGGCUUUGUUGCGAAAUGGGAAACCGAUUCUAGAUUUAACUUUGGAUUGGAGAUUCUUAAUGUGAGUCUGGAAGGAGAGUUUACAGUCUAACCAGACACCUAGAUAUUUGUAGUUGUCCACAUACUCUAGGUCAGACCCGUCGAGUGUAGUGAUUCUAGUCGGGUGGGCGGGUGCAAGCAGCGUUCGGUUGAAGAGCAUGCAUUUAGUUUUACUAGUGUUUAAGAGCAGUUGGAGGCUACUGAAGGAGUGUUGUAUGGAAUUGAAGUUUGGAGGUUUGUUAACACAGUGUCCAAUGAAGGGCCAGAUGUAUACAAAAUGGUGUCGUCUGCGUAGAGGUGGAUCUGAGAGUCACCAGCAGCAAGAGCGACGUCAUUGAUAUACACAGAGAAAAGAGUCGGCCCAAGAAUUGAACCCUGUGGCACCCCCAUAGAGACUGCCAUAGGUCCAGACAACAGGCCCUCCGAUUUGACACAUUGAACUCUAUCUGAGAAGUAGUUGGUGAACCAGGCGAGGCAGUCAUUUGAGAAACCAAGGCUAUUUAGUCUGCCAAUAAGAAUGCGGUUGUUGACAGAGUCGAAAGCCUUGGCCAGGUCAAUGAAAACGGCUGCACAGUACUGUCUAUUAUCGAUCGUGGUUAUAAUAUCGUUUAGGACCUUGAGCGUGGCUGAAGUGCACCCAUGACCAGCUCGGAAACCGUAUUGCAUAGCGGAGAAGGUACGGUGGGAUUCGAAAUGGUUGGUGAUCUGUUUGUUGACUUGGCUUUCAAAAACUUAGCCAGGUGGAAAGCAUGGCCAGCCGUAGCAAAAUGAUUGUUGAAAUUCUCGAUUAUUGUAGAUUUAUCGGUGGUGAUAGUGUUUCCUAGCCUCAGUGCAGUGGGCAGCUGGGAGGAAGUGCUCUUAUUUUCCAUGGACUUUACAGUGUCCCAAAACUUUUUGGAGUUAGUGCUACAGGAUGCAAAUUUCUGUUUGAAAAAGUUAGCCUUUGCUUUCCUAACUGCUUGUGUAUAUUGGUUCCUAACUUCCCUGAAAAGUUGCAUAUCGCGGGGGCUAUUUGAUGCUAAUGCAGUACGCCACAGGAUGUUUUUGUGCUGGUCAAGGGCAGUCAAGUCUGAGGAGAACCAGGGGCUAUAUCUGUUCUUAGUUCUGUAUUUUUUGAAUGGGGCGUGUCUAUUUAAGAUUGAGAGGAAAUUACUUUUAAAGAACAACCAGGCAUCCUCUACUGAUGGAAUGAGAUCUAUAUCCAUCCAGGAUACCUGGACCAGGUCAAUUAGGAAGGCCUGCUCGCUGAAGUGUUUUUGGGAGCGUUUGACAGUGAUGAGGGGUGGUCGUUUGACCGCGGACCCGUUACGGACGCAGGCAAUAAGGCAGUGAUCGCUGAGAUCCUGGUUGAAGACAGCGGAGGUGUAUUUAGAGGGUAAGUUAGUCAGGAUGAUAUCUAUGAGGGUACCCAUGUUUACGGAUUUAGGGUUGUACCUGGUAGGUUCGUUGAUAAUUUGUGUGAGAUUAAGGGCAUCUAGUUUAGAUUGUAGGAUGGACGGAUCUACUUCAUAUUGCUGAGUCUUCCUUUAAAUUACACAACUUUCCCGAGGCCUUUAUAGUCUAUCGUCUAGUUAGGCUAUAACACAGAAAAUUAUAUAUUUUGUGAAAACUGCACUGUGCUUUUAAUGUUGCGGGGGAAGAAAAACAUCAAAACAUAUUUCGGUUAGGGAUUUUUCUUAACGUUAAGGAUCCCAAUUUUGUUUAAAAGUUUUAACGUUUAAAUGUUCACACGCCUAAUACACAUGAAAACAUUUCCAUGAAUUCCAUCAAUAUGUCUCCUCAUGUUCUUCCACAGCCUGGUCCCUCGUUGCUGGCUCUGAUGGGCAUUCGCUUCGAGGGCCUCAUCCCAGCCAUCAUACUGCCUCUGCUGCUCACCAUGGUAAUAGAAACAAGAGACUCUCUUUGAACGAUCUCUGCAUAUGGUCUGACCUGUAGUUGACCUCUGACCUUUGCUCUGGUAGGUGCUGUUCCUUGGCCCCCUUAUCCAGCUGGCUAUGGACUGCCCCUGGGGCUUCAUGGAUGGGAUACGAGUGACCUUCGGUGAGAUACUGUCUGGAGAUUAUUUUUCACCCAAUAUGUCUAUUACUGUGUUAUCCUGGAGUGGAGAUUAUUCACCUCUGCUAUGGCCUAAAUCUUAACCUAAGAUUUGCACGCUUAAUUUGAGUUUCGUUGAAACCUCCCAUUGACACCAAUGCAUGAUUUAUGAGUUAAGUGUGCCAAUCUCAAGGUAGGAUUCAGCCCUAAGUGCUUCCAUUUUUCCUAGAUGUGUACAGUAUCUCUCUCACACACAACAUUAUCGCAUACAGCAUCUCUCUAAAGCUUUCUCUCUGUUCCACAGACCCGUGGUUCUGGGCUCUGUGCCUCAGUGACAUGCGUUGGCUGAGGAACCAAGUGGUGGCCCCUCUGACCGAAGAGCUGGUGUUCAGGGCCUGUAUGCUGCCAAUGCUGGUACCCUGCACCAGUCCUUCCACUGCCAUCUUCACCUGCCCCCUCUUCUUCGGAGUGGGUGAGUCCCACCAAUUUACAGCACAGGCGGAUCUUGUAGAUCUUGCCUCAAUCACAGCUGAAAAAAAAAAAGCAAUUAAAUUAGAACAACCCUUACAAUGUGUGUGUCUGAUAUGUCCGUUUUAUGUCGGUGCAUGUACUAAAGAUGUUGGCUGACAUUUUCGUCACACAAAAGAGCACAGAUCUGAGUAAAGAAAACAACCUAAAACUCCUUAUCUGGAGCACAAUUUUAAAUUGGAACUUUUCUUCAAAGAUGAGCGUUAAAAGGGGAAUAUUGUUUAACCAGUGUUUUGUAAACCGGUUGAUGCAAUUGAUGCGAUCAAUCGCGAGUUGCAGCAUUCUGAACUCUCAUAGGAUAAUGUGCCCUUCCCAUCUAUUUGAAAUAUAAUGGUUAUUUUGCUUGUGCAAAAUGUCAACCGUUAUCUUCACAGCCCACUUUCAUCAUGUGAUCGAGCUGCUGCGUUUCAGACAGGGCACCGUGUCUGGGAUCUUUCUCGCUGCAGGUAAAGACCAUACGAUAUUCAUUGUUUUUCUACCUUCACCUCCAUGUUAGUUUGUUAUACCUUUCUUUUCCAUAUACCAUUAGAUUGUAUAUGAUUGGUUAGUUAAUGACUGGGUGUACUGUUUGCUUUGCAGUGUUCCAGUUCUCCUACACCGCUGUCUUUGGAGCUUACACUGCCUUCAUAUUUAUCAGAACCGGUGAGCCUACAGUUUCUCUCUUUCUGGUGUACAACACACGCCUAAUAUGUGAUUCAUUUCAUUUAAGAUUGCAUUUAUGUAGAGCUUUCUUUAUGUCUCAAGGCACUUCACAUUGUAUGGGGCUAACUCACCCCGUCCACCACUACUGUGUACUGUAGUACCAACCUGUAUGCAUUAUAUGCAGUCUUGUCACCCCCUUCCCCUCUGGUCCUCAGGUCACCUGGUGGGGCCGGUGCUGUGCCACUCGUUCUGUAACCACAUGGGCUUCCCUGCCCUUGGCAUGGCCCUGGAGCACCCCCACCGCUUUACCGUCCUCUCCUGCUACCUGCUGGGGGUCCUCCUCUUCCUCCUUCUCCUCUUCCCCCUCACAGACCCCAUCUUCUACAGCCUGCCCACCCCCGUCUGCACCCUGGCCUCCGUGCCCAGCUCUCUCUGCAUCUCCUGA
This is a messenger RNA of Coregonus sp. 'balchen', 11567 nucleotides long. The record is from the annotation of a GenBank genome assembly. Lineage: Eukaryota; Metazoa; Chordata; Actinopteri; Salmoniformes; Salmonidae.